Messenger RNA from Colletes gigas, 3611 nucleotides. RefSeq names its product homeobox protein aristaless-like. The transcript has 5 exons. Gene Ontology annotation, molecular function: DNA-binding transcription factor activity, RNA polymerase II-specific; RNA polymerase II transcription regulatory region sequence-specific DNA binding. Bases 858 to 2009 code for a protein of 383 amino acids. Gene Ontology annotation, biological process: regulation of transcription by RNA polymerase II. The record is from RefSeq and is a predicted model, not a curated record. Lineage: Eukaryota; Metazoa; Arthropoda; Insecta; Hymenoptera; Colletidae.
CAAACGGAGUCGCCAAAAAACUGAUCGCUGAGAGAUCAUCCUCGCGUCGAGUGUCGUCGAAGCGUCGCGCCACUCCAGGCGUCGAUUCUCAAAAUAAUACCACGAUCAACAUGACCAAAACGCGUUCAUCGCGAAUGAUCAAUGAUCGAUCGAUUUAUUCGACACCUCGUGUGUGUACCUCGCCCGAUAUCGAGCUGUAAACACAACAGGAGAGGUCGUCGAGUGUGUGUCCGCGACACGAGCACUUCAUUGAUAUUUCCAGGUAACGCGAGAGAUACAAGGCGGUCUGGUUCAGUCUGCAACGAUACUGGUCGUUGAUAACGAUCGAGGAACUCUGCAAACAUCGCUAGGAUCCACCAAAGACGCUCGUACGCGACGUCAAACGGGGUCAGACGUUAACGUUUCGGAGGCACAGGGGUUCGAAAGGUUGGUUCGAGGAAGUUUGAACAAGUUUGAACGAGUUUGAAGGGGAUUUUCGACCGCCUGGACGACGAGGGAAUCGAGAGGAACUGGGAAUAUCGCCUGUACGUGAAGAUCACACGACGUCAAACCGGCUCAAACGGGCUCAAACAUCGUCAAACAUGGGCAAACAUUAGCGUUUAAAAGCAGAUUGAGCUGGAUGAGGAUAGAGUUUGAGGGAUUAUGAUCGUUCGGGGGAUCCAAAGGCUGGUUUGAAGAGAUUUGAGAGGGAUUUUGAUGAGAAACACGAGGAACUGAGGGGCUCUAGCUGUGCGAUGCGGACGAAGGGGACGCCCCGAUUUUGGAGCGAGGACGCUUAGCACCUCGCGUUCGGUUUGUUCCUGGUUCGUUGCCCUCCGUUUUUCUCUGUUUGAGUGUAACUUUUGUGCGACACAACGAUGGAUUUGAGCACCACGCCGAGGAGAGCGACGGAGGGCGUGGGCGACCUUCAGAAAACGCGCGUCGCGAAGAGCGUGUUCAGCAUCCGGAGCCUCGUGGACGUCGAGGAAGCGGAUCUUCCGGCCACUGACGACAUCGAGAGGACGCAAAAUCAUUCGACGCGAGGAGGAGGCGUCGAGCAAGCUGUCCCGCAGACGAGUCCUGCGAGCAGCACGAGCAGCUCGAGCCAGGCGAACCAGGUGAGCCAACCGUCUCACCAACAAUCGGCGCUGCCACCUACGACGACGACACCUCAAUCCGCGCAAAUGGGAAUCUCCACGGAUGAGGCGAGGCCGGAGGAGGAGAGCAACCACCCCAGAGCAGCGCCGACCAGCCCUGAGAGCGAGGCGGAGGCCGACGACUUCGCUCCGAAAAGGAAGCAGCGCAGAUAUAGGACUACCUUUACCAGCUUCCAGCUAGAGGAACUCGAGAAAGCUUUCUCGAGAACUCAUUAUCCCGACGUGUUUACCAGGGAGGAACUGGCCAUGAAGAUUGGACUCACGGAAGCUCGAAUACAGGUCUGGUUUCAGAAUCGUCGUGCAAAGUGGCGGAAACAGGAGAAGGUCGGGCCCCAGGCGCAUCCGUACAAUCCGUACUUGGGAUCAGGUGCACCGCCGCCAUCGGCGGUCGUAGCGCCGACCUUGCCGAACCCUUUCGCCCACCUGGGCACGUUUGCCCUGCGGAAACCCUUCGACACGUUUCGUUACCCACCUCUGGGUCACGGACCGGUCCUUCCUGGUAGUUACACCGCUCAUCCCUAUCAUCGUGCACCGCCACCUUUGCUACCGCCCGGGAUGCCUCUGCCUUACACGUCGGCCGCGUCCUUCCAGAGCCUAUUGGCCAACAUAUCCGCGGCCCAGCGGCCGAAAUUGGUGCGCGGCUCGCCCCCACCCCCGCCCCCGCCACCUCCAGCGCCAGCGAUCAACCUGCCGCAUCCUCCAGUUCCAGCGCCACCGCAGACCGCCAGCUCGCCCCAGGGAUCGCCCACGGGCAGCGUCGGGCUCCCAGACAUCGACAGAAGGACCAACAGCAUCGCGUCACUGCGACUGAAGGCCAGGGAGUACGAGCUGCAUCUCGAGAUGCUGCGCAAAAACGGCGAUCUCAUCAGCUGAAGUGCCACCAGGGACGCCACAGGAACCCGGGCUGCCAUCUGUGGGGGACACUCGCGUGGAACGAUCCAGGCUCCAUCUCGCGGAUAAUCGUGGGCCUCACGUGACGAUCUCUUUCCUGCAGUUUCCUCCGAACCCCCGAAUCGAGUAACCCGACGGUAAGGAAGCUCAAUCUGCUCGACACAGGCCACCAACGCGAUCGUGGAUCGCUGUGGAUCGCGAUCACGUACGUAUCGUGCAAGAUACGAGCCAAAGAACCGACCCAAGUGACGAGGACACUUUACGUUUUUACUGUACGCGAAGGAAGGUGACAUCAAUCCGUCGAUCCUUCUUCCUGUGAUCACUCGUGCCUUUGUUACGCGAUCUUAAUCUUUAGGAGACGUAGUUUCGAAUCGCAUAAGGGCGUGAAACGAAUCCAACGACGAUAAUGGCUGCCCAAAGCUAUUGGAAAGCGACUUAUCGUCGCUCGAUCGACGCCUGUUAUGGCAUUCGGAUACUUUCGAUUUAUUCUAGGCCCUUUUUGCCUCGUGCAAAUAUCCCUUGCGAUGAUACACACUCGAGCAACGCGAUACCAACGCACGAUUUCGAGGGUCGCGCGUCUUCGUCGAUCAACGCGAACUAACGUUUCGAAAAAUGAACAUUUAAAUAAAAUUCGUUUUUCGAAUGAUCGUCCGCGUUGUCGUUGCUUUUUCGCGCGGAUCGCGACCCGCGGAACCGUCCAAACGAGACAGUUUUCACGACGUUCGUUCGGAGAAGAACGAUAUACCUGUCCACGUACAAACGAGUUUCAACGACCUCCCUCUCAAGAUGUCACAGACGUAAGAACGCGAGACUGUAUGGAAGUUUACAGUGUACCUGGCGAGACUAGGACCACGAAUUUUUUUAAGAACGUCUUUAAAAUCUCUAUCUCGAGAUCCGCGUUUCGCGUAAAUUCGAAUUUCCCGCGCGAUCUCGAUUUACGAAAUCGCGAGCGAUAGAUUUCAAAGACGGUUCGGGAUAUUAAAGCCUGUAGCUCGCCACGUAUUCAGCGAUUCCAAAAGUAACUUUUUAAGCGAAACAUCAUCGAGAAAAGAUGUCCGUCCAGAGUUCGAAGCCGCGACAAGGGGGGAGAUUUUAACCGCGAAAAAAAAUGUAUUUUAAAGUUCGAGAAACGUCGGAAGGUGUUGUUUUUUAUUCAAAUUUUCCCCCCUUCGCGACUUGGAGCGUUUCGAUAGCCUGUAAUUUGUUUACUUUUUACAAGAAACCGUCGCACAAUUCUUUUUUUUUUCUUUUUUUUUCUUAGAUAAGAUAAACAAAAUGUACUAUUUAUAUACGCGUUCUUUAAUCUAAAAAAUAUUCAAACGAUAAGUUUUACGACUGUAUAAGCAUUUCUAGCGUGUAAGUUGCCUCUGUAAAUAAUUUAACGACGCGUGCGAGAGAACUAUUGCGAAGAGACCUCGCGAUUAUUUGCCCCUCCCCUCCCCUCCCCGCCGUGGAAACGAUUUUUUUUUUUGGAUAAAAUCAAUCAGAGGAUCUCGAACGUGCGAACGUGUCCACAUUGUACUUAAUCCUUAUUAACCCUUUUGCCCCUCGUUUUUCAUCUGCGACGAAUAAAUGACAACAACA